CGGAGGUCGCGGUCGAUCAUCGAUCACAUCCACUUACUUACCCGGAUCUACACCGCAUCUUUCACACAUUCUGGAGACGAGGCUAUUCGGACCGACCUGAGCCACUGAGAUCUAGAGGUAGACGACAGCCUCACGAGCCAACGACAUUCAUCAUGGACGAGCCGAACGGGGUCGAAAUCCCACCUAUCGAGAACGAAAUGACGGGGAAAACCACCCCAGUACCCAUCGCUGCAGGUCCAACCGAGCCCACCCGGAUCAACGUCCCCAUCCCCCCUAUGCCCUCAACUGACCGACCCAUAGAUUACUGUUUCUCCAACAUGAUCUACUGGCUGGACGACAGUAUCUCCUCGGAACAACGUGACGUGCUAGAUCGGUUAUUGAGGGAACGGGGUGGGAGGCCGGUAGCUCGUCGGGGUCGAGGUGACGAUCUCGAAGCAGACGAUAUGGGGGAUGGGCAUACGAAUGGAGAGCUUGGGGAACGGGACGUCGAUAUGGCCGCUGUCGUACCAGCACCGGAGCAUGCUCCCCCCGAUAACCACACCGAUACCAAUGCCGACCCCGCCAACAACGACAGCGAUCCGAACCUCCUCCUCAUCAACCCCAGCAUGGCACGGUUCGACAUCGACGCCUGUACGCACAUAAUCACUCGGUCUUGGAACAUCCUCGAGAGGCGGAUCAUCGAGCAAGACCCUAGGUUGAGAGAGAGGUUGAACAACGGGACCGGGACUGGGAAUGGGAAUGGGGAGGGUGUUAGUGGAGGUGGGGGUGCGGGGUUAUGGAUCGUCAAGCCAGAAUGGGUUACUAGGAGCGUUAUCGUCGGUUUACAAUCGCCGCAGCACUACUCGCCCGAUCCCAAGUUGAUCUUUUCGGGAAUCAUCAUCAAUUGUGCCGAGGGUUUCCCUGCGGGCGACAUCGACGCGAUCUACGGCGCCGUCAACACCUUCGGCGGGCAACAUCGUCGGUUCGCGACCAAGGAGAUCACGCACAUGAUCUGCGUUCAGCCUACACCGCAGCAGUUCAAGACGAUCACCGAGACGGGUUUGGGGAUCAAGAUUGUGCUUCCCGAGUGGAUCCAGGAAUGUAUCAAGCUGCGUCGACUCGUCCCCGUCGAACCGUUCGAAUUCACCUCGGCCACCACCCCACCUCCCAUCCGCAACGCCCUCCUCACCGACCCGGAAACCUCGGCGGGCAAGGUGAAGCGAGCGUUCAUCGACCAGGACGACCAUCAACGGACGCUUCUGUGGACUUCGAAGCGGGACAUCGACCAGGUGUUCGUGAAUGAACAGGACCCGAACGCCGUCCAGCAGACAGGGGUGUUUGCCGGGAAACGGGUCCUGUUGGGUGUCGAGCUGGGGAUCAACGCGCAGACGAAAGAAGCGCUGGAUCAAUGGGUGAUCAUGGCGGGUGGAGUGGCAGUAUCGGGAGAGGCCGAGUUGGAGAGCUGUGACGUCUACAUUACGAGAUGGAGGGAGGGACCUGGAUAUUCAGCUGCCAUCAAAACCGGCAAGACGGUCGGCACUCUGAUGUGGUUCUACUACGUCUUGCGAGUCGGUCGUCUGACUUCGCCUAUGGACGAACUCCUGCACUAUCCGGUGCCCAGGGAUGGUGUAACAGGUUUUGCUGGUCUGAAAAUCGCCAUCACAAAUUACACCGGCGACUCGAGAGAAUACCUGAAAAAGCUCAUCACCGCCAUGGGAGGGACGUGGACGAACGACAUGGCCAGGACCGAAAACACGCACCUCGUCGCGGCCAACACCCACAGCGACAAGGUACAACGAGCUCGACACUGGGGUAUCAACACGGUAAACCAUUUCUGGCUCGAAGACUGUUUCGUGCGAUGGGAGCGUGUCGGCGAGGGUCAUCCGCGUUAUACCGAUUUCCCGCCUGGCGUCAACUAUAUGAGCCUUCUGGGCUCAACACACCUCUCGGACGAGACGUUGGCUCGCUGGACCCGCAAGGCGAUGGCAAUGGGUGAGGAAGAGGAGAUGGGCGCGGUCGAGCAGGACGUACAGCUCGGUGAUCCCACACAACCGACUCCGAGCGCUUCAGCCAGGCCUCGAACGCCGGGUCCGCCUCGGGAACCAAAGAAGAAUGACGUUGACGGAGGAUCGGGACUGAAUGGUGAUCUAGACAUGGAUCUCGCAGACGAGACGACCCCAAAAGCCGGACCAUCUCGGCAAGUCCAAGCAUCUCGAUCAGCUAGUCCCAUACCCAAAAAGACACCCGCUUCGAAGCGUAGCAAGAGGCGAAGCGAGUCACUAGCGGGAUCGGCGGACGAAGACAGGCCUGCUCCUUCAACGACGAAGCGGCGACGAAAGGAAGCUAUGCCAGCGGCUCCAGCCGAAGACGCCCAGUUGCCGGUUCCGACGGGCAGAGCGAGGAGACAGGCUGCCACCAAAGCCGAAGACGCCGUACACGCCAUGGCCGAAGAUAUGAACCUGUACAAUCGAGAAAAGAAGCGCAAGGACAUCAUCCCGCCGUCCGAGAGAAAGGCUGCAAGGGUGAUCGAAGAUGGGGACACGAGCGAUGCGACGACGAAACGCGGUCGACGUAGAUCGAGCCGACUCGAUACCGAAACCGAGGCCGAGGCGGAAGACGGCGAGGUCGAGGUCAAACCGCAAGCCAAGUCUUCGCGCUCGAAGAAACAGCCUAUCAAACGCAAAACAAGUGACGAGCGAGAAUCCGAGGCCGAGGACGUCAAGCCCGUAGUCGAUGGCACCAGCAUCUACCUGGCUACUACCGGGACCGUGCUGAUGGCGGCGCAAAACAAGUUUUUCAAAAAGCACGGCGUGGUAGUUACGGAUGAUGGCAAAAAAGUUACACACCUGGUCGCAGAUAGCAUGAAACGCACUCCUAAAUUCCUCGUGGCAAUGAACGCAGCGCCAAUCGUAGUGACAACAUCGUGGGUAGAAGCGUGUGUCAAGGCGGACGAGUUGGUCGACGAAGCGGACCAUCUGUUGAACGACACGAAAAACGAAAAGAAACACGGAUUCAAGCUGGCCGAAGCGCUGGAACGCGCUGCAGAAGCCAAAGAACGAGGCGGUCUCAUGAUAGGGCAUCGACUGAUCGUCACUGCCGGACUGAAACCUACGCUCCCCUUGAUCAAAGACCUGAUCACCACGGCUGGCGGGACGGUCGAACUGCAUUCCAACUCGAAACGCCUGACCGUGGAACCGGGUGCCAAGACUUACCUGAUCAGCUGCAAGGAAGAUCGAGCGACGUGGAAAGCGUACGAGGAAAAGGGGGUCCCGAUCGUUGGCAAAGAAUACGUGUUACAAGGGAUCUGGUCGAUGCGACUCGAGCCGGACAAGCAUCCGUGCGAGUCGUGAGAGAGACAACGUAGAGCGGCCGGGAGUUGAUGUCGUAUAGAAGCGUGUCGUGAACGGCGAAUGAAUUGAUCAUAAUCGAGAAUGUCCCGGUUUCGUCGACGGUUAUGUGGUUGUCGAUUUGCUGU
Molecule: messenger RNA, 3454 nt
Organism: Filobasidium floriforme
Lineage: Eukaryota; Fungi; Basidiomycota; Tremellomycetes; Filobasidiales; Filobasidiaceae
Product: BRCT domain-containing protein
Exons: 12
Coding region: 153-3329 (1058 amino acids)
Biological process (GO): double-strand break repair; DNA double-strand break attachment to nuclear envelope
Cellular component (GO): nucleus; Cul8-RING ubiquitin ligase complex
Source: RefSeq, a predicted model, not a curated record